AUGAAGUGGUUAACCACUUCUUCGGUUGGCAUGAACCUCCGCUAUUGUCCGCAAAACAUCAUUCCUUCCAUUGCGCAACGCUACCUAGGCUCUCCUACCCAUCCGAUCCGUCCUAAAAUCGCUCAUAUGUGGGCCAAUCGUGAUCCGAAUACUCUGUGGUGGCGAGUCUCAGUAGCACCCAUCGGACAUAUGAAGCGGGUUGUUCGUUCCUGGUGCGCACGCAGGACAAGAAUCGCGUUUCAACAAGCGCUGCGAAACCAAGGAUAUGAUGAGUUGGGAGUCCCGCUACAGGAUUUCCCUACGCCUCGAAAACACAAUCUCACGGGCUCUUUGGAGGUGGUACUUCGUCCUGCAUGUGUCGAUCUUGACUUUAAGAUAGUUCAGAAGGACGCCGAUAACCUCUUACAAAAGAUGCUGAAGCAACGGUCAGCGCUUUUUGAACGUACGGCCAAGAAACCUGCAAGGCCAUUAAAAACUGCAAAGCCUCAGAAGCCUUCUACGGGGUCUUGA
This is a messenger RNA of Penicillium pulvis, 510 nucleotides long. RefSeq lists its product as uncharacterized. The record is from RefSeq and is a predicted model, not a curated record. Bases 1 to 510 code for a protein of 169 amino acids. Lineage: Eukaryota; Fungi; Ascomycota; Eurotiomycetes; Eurotiales; Aspergillaceae. The transcript has a single exon.